CUCGUGUGUACAUAUGCGACGCAGUAGUGCACCGCCACCGCGGCCUCCGACACAUCUCCAACCAACCUCGUGAGCAUGAGCAACUCUAGCGACGGAGCGGAAAGUGCCCAGUAUGUGUUGGAGAGAAGCGUUGCCAUCGUAUGUUCGUGCGUGUCUGUCCUCUGUUGCGGGUACAUCAUUGUGAGCUAUCGGUCCCAACGUGCACGACGUGAAUUCGUCGACACGGUGUCCCAAUUGGUGCAUGUACUCGCGUGGUUGAACCUACCAAGGCAUGCUGUGCGCAUUGUGGUGGAGGGUUUGAAGUGCUCUGUGCCUGCUUCGACGAUGUUGGACACUCGCGAUACUCGCCCGGUAUCAACUUACUCUGGACAUUAUUCGAAGCACGGCUGCAGCGACAGGAAGGAGUUCUUUGCGCAGGUUCUCAUUGCAGCACUCCAAGCGUCGUUCCUCGCGUCCUUGCUCUGGCAAUGCGUCAUAGUCUACCACGUGCACCUGUGGAUCUUACGCGGCAUGGACCUACGUCGCGUGAGCCAACACUUUCGCAUCUUCCAAAGCGUGUCUGUGUUUUUCGGUGUCGUUUUCAGCCUCGGCCCUUUCGUCAGCCAAUGCCCUGCUUACAAUGACACGACCUUCACGAUCGCAUCGUCCAGAUCGGUUCUCGUCAUGUGUCAUGCCCUUUGGCUCAUCCUCACUCUCGUGCUGCUGAAAAUGGCCGUCGUUGCGGUCCUGUUCCGUCCGAAAAAAACGAAAAACGUUGCGGCAUUCCACCAUCUUGCCCGGGUCCUCAUGGUGUAUUUGGUAUAUUUUGUGCUGUACCGAGCUAUUGACGCGACAAUUUUGGCUCUCGACGCAUUUGACAUGAUAUCACCAUCGUCCCCCGCAGUGCAUGGCGCUCUCUUCGGGCUGCACCACGUCCUGUCCCCUCUGGAAGGAUGUGGUCUGGCUGUCUUGUAUGGAGGUGCUGCUGCCUGCUUUUCCGAUCAAGACGCGUACUUGCUGACAUUCCACCCGUCGUCAUCGCCUUCCAACCACGAAGGUUGUGGCACGUCAACUCUUGAGCAAUGCCGCAGCAUGGGCCACAUGCGUCUCUUUGUCACGGCGUACGAUUUGUGCAAGCUGUACUUUCCCGCGUCGCACCUGCCGCAGUGGCUCCCUCCUGACCACGACCUGUAUGUCGUGGGCCUCCAGAACUGCAUUGAUGUCGACGACGCUAAGCAAGCCAUUGUCCGCCACCUCCAGCGCCUCGCUCCAUUUGCUGACUUUCAAGCGGUGGCGAUCACGCACAGCCGCCGCCUCCUUCCGUCCAUGGAUGGCGCGUCCGUCGUCCAGCUCGUGUUUGCCAAGUCAGCCGACAUUGCGCUUGGCAACGUUGUCGUCGACGAGAUGGCGCUAAAGAGCUCGUCGAGACAAGUGGCCGCCGUCGCGCUGCGCCUCUUCGAUGCGUCGUUGGCUGUCGCUACAUGUGGGCUCAAACCAUUUUCGGACGACCACUCACUGACCCGCAAAGUCCAAGACGCAAUGCACCUCAUGCAAUCGUUUGACGCAUCGCAGGAGUUUCCGCAUCACUGCCAGCAUACAAUCCUCGGGGGCAGUUUCCAUUUUGGUGUGGGGAAAAUCCACCCGCAACACCUUCUUGAUCGCGUCGAAAGUGCUUACUUGGCCCAAAGCCGUGUUGCGAUCCUGGACGCCGCCGCCUUGACGAGUCAUGGAGACGCCAGGGCCUUGACUCCAUCCGCAUCGAGCGUCAUCGACAACUGCGACGACCGCAGUCCGAGCGACGCCAGUUCGGACGAUAUUGACCACGCUGUUGUGGAUGUUUUGGCCGAGGAUGCCGAUGACGAUUGGUUUUGGAAGGAACACUUGCCAUCACCAGCAAACCAGUCACGACACCACACACCGAAAAACUUUUGCGCAGACAUUGUAGACGCCGCCGAAGAGGCCGAAACGGCAUGGACAGAUCUUGCCGAGUGCGACAACUUGCUCCGGUUGAUGGAAGCCAAUGAUAUUUUCUGUGGCUUCAAAGAGCCCCCGAUCACGUUUCUACCAUCGCACCCACGGUCCAUUGGGGUCGCUGCCGCGUACAACCCCAAAGCCGUCGAGGACCUGCCCAACCUCUUUACCUUGACCGACCACGUGGCCCCGAGUUACGUCGAUCGAAUACUGCACCACUCGAUGCCCGGUGUGACGGUAAGCCAGCGUUCCCCUGCCAUUAUUCACUGUCGUCCGUGCCACAUGCUGGUGCUAUAAUCCAACCAGGACCGCUUCACAAACGUGUCGUACGGCAUCUGCGAAGACGUCGUGUCUUCAAACCACAAACCGAUUUGUGGAUCUUACCGACUUGAAGUGAAUCGCCUCGAUGGGUUCACCCACCGGCGGCAUCACCGCCUGUCGUCAUCGUCGCCCCUCGGAGUACGUCGCGUGGACCAUCAUCCCCCUGGUUGUUACAUGCGCAUGGGAUGGGCCAACGAUGGUGUCGCAGAUGCGUCAUCCCGCCAUGGAACCAACGGUUCCCGCGAUGCGGCAAUUCCGCAUUGACCUGCACAACUUGGACGUCAACUUGUGGCAGCCGAGCUCGCAAGUUCGCGUCCCGUCCGUGCAAUCGUACUCGAUGUGCAUGACGACUCGUCGAUCGUUUUGCAAAGAGCCGUGCACGUGUCGUCCGUUGUCGACCCCGGCAAAAGUGUCCCACCGGUUUCAGAUGAUGCACAACGGGACGUUGAUCCCGUUUCCAACGUUUGCCCGACCCAACGACGUCAAGUGCGCGGCCUGCGUCGCGGAUGAAGUCGACUCGGACGACAUGCUCGGAAUUCAUGCCGCGGACCCCAUCAAGAUAUCGAUUAUUUUUCCAAUUCCGGUCAUGGAUGGUCUCAUGCAGCGUCAGGUGCCGCAUCACCCCCCGACAAUGCUUCGACACGACGGAGAACACCCAUCUUUUGCCUGCACUCGCGGAAAUCGCCUGCAUCCGGCACGUCGCCGGCCUCUACCGCCCAAAUCCAGUGCCUUCACGACUGAAGUUGCGUGGACCGAAGCGCAAGCGCGCGGGCUGUCGCACACGGCUGUGUCCCACGUGUCGCCACUCUACCACAUUGUUGUCAAAAUUGACGGCAGUCGAGGAGACGGGGGCCAAGGGGUGCUUGCGAUCUCCGAAGCUGACCUCAGCACGACGAGGCAGUUUGACAUUCCUCUCACGUGGGGAAGCAAGCACGCGGGGUACCUGCAUGUCGACGUGACCGCUACCAUCGUGUCGGACGUGCAGUGGCAACUCAACCGUCCCGACUCGGUGCCACAAGUCGGCCAUGCCAAGUAGCCUUUGCUAGCGUGGGCUCUCUGCCGGGCGAGCAUAUUUAUACUGUUAAUCAAUCCCAUGCUACACUUCUUUUAGGCCAGCUUGUCGUGUGCGGUUGGUCCGGUUGCUCCAGCCAAGUCAACGAGUGUCAAGGCAUCAUCAUGCGCGGCACCGACAUGUGGGCACGACGGCAUGUUCUCGUUCGUUGAGGAAGCUGCAUUGGAGAGAGAUGGAAGUGGCGGCUGUGG
Molecule: messenger RNA, 3534 nt
Organism: Aphanomyces invadans
Lineage: Eukaryota; Oomycota; Saprolegniomycetes; Saprolegniales; Verrucalvaceae
Exons: 11
Coding region: 76-2247 (723 amino acids)
Biological process (GO): adenylate cyclase-activating G protein-coupled receptor signaling pathway; phosphatidylinositol dephosphorylation
Cellular component (GO): plasma membrane
Molecular function (GO): G protein-coupled receptor activity
Source: RefSeq, a predicted model, not a curated record